AGAUUUCUUGCCAAAGCAGUUCGAAAAGACUAAAUGAUACAAGACUCAGUGCCUGCAUGGCAUCAAGAUCUCCUCUGCAUAGCAGAUAAUCAGAAGUAAGCUUGUUCCUUGGAGAAGGGAACGAAGUUAAUUUGCAGUUGCCACAUUUACCGCAGCGAUAGAAGCCUUGAAUAUGUGCCCAGGAUUGGAUAUUUAAGGUUACGAUUUGUAGAAAAUGGAGAAUAUUUCAGUUUACCAUGGAAAACUUAGCCGUGAAGAUGGAGAGAAACUUUUAUGCGAAGCUGGAAAAGAUGGAAGUUAUUUACUACGUGAUAGUGAGACGAAACCUGGCAUGUAUUGUCUUUGUGUCUUGCAUAAAGACGUAAUUUACACGUACAGAGUAUCCAAAACAACUACUGGCUCCUGGUGUGCAGAGGCAGCACCCGGGGUCCCAAAAAGGAUGUUUAGAAAGAUCCAGAAUCUGAUCUCUGCUUACACAAAACCAGAUCAGGGAAUUGUAACCCACCUGCAGUACCCAGUUGAGAGGAAUAUGUCCAAGAAUGCAAAAGGUUAACAAGGGACAUCGACAGCUUUGUCUUCUUUAUGGGAACAUUUGUCUGAGAAAAUAUUAUUAUGUAGAUUUUGAAGAUGCACAUGCAGUUACAUGAUCAAGCUCCUGGUGUUUAUCUCCUGCUGGUGUAAUAUCCUGUACACUGAACAUGGGGUUAUCUAUCCUCUUUGUAGCACAGGAUGCCAAGCAUCACAUGCUUCUUGUCUUCACUGCUCCUUGGUUCUGCCUUUCUCUAUCUCUGGAGAAAUUGUGUUUAACAUGCUGAGCAGCAGCUCUAGUGAGGAAUAGAAUAGCAGAUAAUUGUUUGUUAGCAGAACUGUGCUGUGUGUUAGUACAGUGAGCAAGAACUGCCCUACCUUACACCUUCCAAUAGAGGGACAUGCGUGAGAUGUAAAUAACUGCAAUGUCUGUGAAAACGAGAAGAAUCAUGGAAACCACAGUCCUCAAUACUGGAAUACCAUCUACAGCAAGCCCUUUUGGCAUCAAAGCAAAGUUGCUAUACAGAAAUGGGCAAGAAUGGUGAGCAUUCACACACAUAUUGGGUCAUUUAUCAAACUGGUGUAAAGUAGAACUGGUUUAGAUGCUCAUAGCAACCAAUCAGAUUCCACCUUUCAUUUUCCAAAGGAGCUGUCAAAAAUGAAAGGUGGAAUCAGAUUGGUUGCUAUGGACAACUAAGCUAGUUCUACGUUACACCAGUCUGAUAAAUGACCCCAAUACUGUCUUGGUAGAUUUUAUUAGAUUGGAAAACCACUUUAGCAUGCUGAUACUUCAUAGAACUACUGUAAGCAAAUUAUGUCCUCUAUACUCAUUAAUAAAAGUGAUCCUCAGGAAAGGUCAUCAAUAUGAGAUCAGCAGGGGUCCAACUCCCAGGACUGUCAUGAUCAGCUGCGAGAAAAGACCAUGGCGCUUAGUGAGCAAUUAGGCCUCUUCCUAGACCAUUUUAUAUUACAUUCAUUGGUCAAGUGAAUGGACUGAGUGAUACCAAGCACAGCAGCUAUCAAAUGGACUGCACUGUGCUUGGUAUGAGCUCUUACUGCAACACCACGGUCUCCUCACACAGCUGAUUGGUGGGGGUCGCAGGAAUUGAUGGAUGAAGAUAGAUAAUCAAUAGGAUAAUUAGUGAUGAACGAAGCGAGCUUCAAAUGCUACA
Molecule: messenger RNA, 1700 nt
Organism: Bufo gargarizans (Asiatic toad)
Lineage: Eukaryota; Metazoa; Chordata; Amphibia; Anura; Bufonidae
Gene: SH2D1A
Product: SH2 domain containing 1A
Exons: 6
Coding region: 215-553 (112 amino acids)
Source: RefSeq, a predicted model, not a curated record